Messenger RNA from Ornithorhynchus anatinus (platypus), 7599 nucleotides. RefSeq names its product GRAM domain containing 1B (gene GRAMD1B). NCBI's taxonomy places the organism in Eukaryota, Metazoa, Chordata, Mammalia, Monotremata, Ornithorhynchidae. Gene Ontology annotation, cellular component: endoplasmic reticulum membrane; endoplasmic reticulum-plasma membrane contact site; plasma membrane. Gene Ontology annotation, molecular function: sterol transfer activity; sterol binding. Gene Ontology annotation, biological process: intracellular sterol transport. The record is from RefSeq and is a predicted model, not a curated record.
GCGGUCCGGCGUCCUCCGUCCCCUGGGGCGCGGGAGUAGAGUUACACUAGCGGUUGCUGCUUGCAAACGCCCGAUCCCCUCCAGAGAGGAGCCGCCACCCCCUGCUCCUCUUCCCCCCUCCCCCUUUUUUUUUAAUUUUAUCCGGUGUCAUUGCUUUCCCACCCACCCCUCUCUCUGUCUGGUUUUUUUUUUUUUCUUUUCUCUGUCUCUGUGCGCUCCGCUGCAGCUCCGAGUCGGCUCCGCGCCCCGGGCUCCGGCGGCCCGGUAGCGGCUGAGCAGGCAGCGCAGCCCCGGGGGCCGUCGCACCCCUGAGCCUCCGCUCGGGCACAGACGCCAGCGGGCGAGCGCAGAGCAGCGGAAGAAAAACAAGAGAGCGAGCCGGGGGGAGUCCCGGGGGGCACCCGGGAGGCGGGCAGACUCCGGUCGGGGAGGACGGGCGAUCCCCGGCGCCGGAGGGGGCAAAGUUGGCCCCGGGGCAGCCGCCUUCGCCCGCCCCUCCCCGCCCCACCCCUCCGGCGCACUCCGGGAAGGAAAGUUGCUCUUCCUCUUUGCGGCGGGCACGCGUUUCUAAAGCCGAGGGCGGACCGAGGGGCCUGAGCCGGGGCGCGAGCGGAGGCGGGCCGGGGCUCGGAGGCCGGUGGCGGGGAGUGCGAGCGGAGCGCCAGGCCUGAUGCCAGCGGCCGACAUGACCGAGAGCCUCCAGCCGCCCGCCCUGCGGGUGCCCGACCGGCGACGGCGGGGGCCGGAGGGGGGUCCCGGCCCCAGCCCCGCGUGGUCCAGUUCCUCCACGCCCACGCUCCGGAGGAGACGCCUCAAGAUGCACCGCUCCCAGAAGGUCCAGGACCCCAGCGGGGAGGGCGGGCCGGGCCGGGACUCGCCCACGCACUCGCCCCCCGGCAAGGAGUUCCUGCAGUUGCCCUCCAUCGAGAUCACGCCCUCCAGCGACGAGGACGCUCCCUGGUCUAGCUGCUCCACGCCUAGCGCCUCGCCCCGCCGCAAGCGCUUCCUUCUGCGCAAAUGGCUGCGGGUGCGGGAGCGGAAGGAGCUCAGUGAGAGCAGGUUGCUUCCCUUGCUGAGCUCCAAGUUGGACCCAAAAUGCCCUAGCAGCCUGCAGAGCAGCUUGCAGAGCAGCUGUGAUGAUGAUUCCAGCCGGUUCCUGAGCCCCAACACGCGGGAGGAAAGCACUGCCAGUAACUCAAACCGCAGCACGCCUGCCUGCUCCCCCAUCCUCCGCAAACGUUCACGCUCACCCACGCCGCAGAAUCCCGACGGUGACGCCAUGGUGGAGAAGGGCUCGGAUCACUCCUCGGAUAAAUCUCCAUCCACGCCAGAGCAGGGUGUCCAGCGGAGCUGCUCCUCCCAGUCGGGCCGAAGUGGCGGCAAGAACUCCAAGGCCAUGAGCCAGUUGUUCAAGGAGACGGUAGCCUGUAGCAGCAGGCUGGCUCUGCCCCCUUGCCUCCAGCUUCCUGGGAGAGUAACAGAGCAGGCGGUGCAGCCGAAAAGAAUGUCAGUGCCAUUCGGUUUACUCGCUGGGCAAGUGGAAAACUUUUGUGGGAUGAAAAGCCAGAGUUGGUAUAAUAAGCAGCAGAAGGGCCUUGAAGGGGAAAAGAGAGCUAGUUUGCUGGAUUUGAGGCGGGGGGCAUUCGAGGCCAAGAGUAUUAAGCCGACCUACAAGCAGAGGAAUGAAGACUUCAGGAAACUCUUCAAACAACUUCCAGACACAGAGCGCCUCAUUGUUGAUUAUUCAUGUGCGCUUCAGAGAGACAUUCUCCUCCAGGGCCGACUCUACCUCUCCGAAAACUGGAUCUGCUUCUACAGCAACAUCUUCCGCUGGGAAACUCUGCUGACGGUCCGUUUGAAAGACAUCUGCUCCAUGACCAAGGAAAAAACCGCCCGGCUUAUUCCCAAUGCCAUCCAAGUUUGCACGGACACUGAAAAGCACUUUUUCACAUCCUUUGGCGCUCGGGACAGGACAUACAUGAUGAUGUUUCGACUCUGGCAGAAUGCCCUUCUCGAUAAGCCCCUCUGUCCCAAGGAGCUCUGGCACUUCGUCCAUCAGUGUUAUGGGAAUGAACUGGGCUUGACCAGUGACGAUGAGGAUUAUGUGCCACCUGAUGAUGACUUCAACACCAUGGGCUAUUGUGAAGAAAUCCCAGUCGAGGAAAACGAGGUGAACGACAGCUCUUCCAAAAGCAGCGUGGAAGCCAAGGCAGAUGCCAGCCCACAGAUUCCUAAGAAAUCCAUCACCAACAGCACACUCACUUCCACCGGGAGCAGCGAAGCCCCUAUUUCGUUUGAUGGUCUGCCCCUGGAGGAGAGGUGUUGGAGGAGGAUGCCCCCUGGAGCCGGAGCUCAGUCUCGCCAACAUCAGUUGAGGAAAAAAAUCGAGAUGAUCGGCGUCAACUCACCCUCGUUGGACUUACAACAAGAGGACAUUCCCACCGAGCUCAGCGACUCUUCGGACACUCAUGAUGAAGGGGAAGUUCAGGCUUUCUACGAGGACCUGAGUGGCCGGCAGUACGUGAAUGAGGUGUUCAACUUUAGUGUGGACAAACUCUACGACCUGCUUUUCACCGACUCACCCUCAGCGGACUUCAUGGAGCAACGCCGCUUCUCUGAUAUAAUUUUUCAUCCGUGGAAGAAAGAGGAGAGUGGGAACCAGAGCCGGGUCAUUCUCUACACCAUCACCCUCACGAACCCUCUGGCUCCCAAAACUGCCACGGUCACAGAAACACAGACCAUGUACAAGGCCAGCCAGGAGAGUGAGUGCUAUGUGAUCGAUGCAGAGGUGCUGACCCAUGACGUUCCCUACCAUGAUUACUUCUACACAAUCAACCGCUACACCCUGACCCGUGUGGCCAGGAACAAGAGCCGACUCAGGAUUUCAACAGAACUGCGCUACAGGAAGCAGCCCUGGGGCUUGGUGAAGACCUUCAUCGAAAAAAACUUUUGGAGUGGUCUGGAGGAAUACUUCCGCCACUUGGAAAGUGAGCUGACCAAAACAGAGAGCACCUAUUUGGCAGAAGUGCAUCGACUCCCCAAGGAGAAGGCUGGCAAAGUCUCUGCCCUGAGGAGGAGGAAGAGGCCCCCCCACCUGCGUGUCCCCCUUGAGGAGGUGAUGAGCCCCGUCACCACCCCCACCGACGAGGAGGUGGGGCGCAGAACCAAGCACGUGGCAGGCUCCACACAGACGCGGCUCAUCCCCGAGGAGAACUCCGAAGGCAUCCACCUGCAGAGCGUCUCCAAGCUGCUGCUCAUUAUCAGCUGUGUUUUGGUGCUGCUUGUCAUUCUGAAUUGUUGCUGUUUUACAAGCUCUGGAUGUUGGAAUCACACCACCCAGACCCUUACAGGUUGUGGGCAGGGGUUGAAACGAUUCCAAGAGAGAUUCCCAACAAAAAGUAUCAAUGACACGGAGCUACAAAAUGGAAGGAAAUAAUCAAAAUCCUCAGUGAUGCUGCUGGACCAGAUGAAAGACUCUCUGGUCAACCUGCAGAGACAGCAUCAGAAUCUCGGGACUAUGUGUCGAGAAAGCGAGGAGGAGAAGAGGCAUCGCUUCCAUUGACCAGGCAGGGGCCAGGGCGGGCCCGGGGGGCCUCUGUGCAAUACUUGUACAUAGACCGUAUAAAUAUAUAUAAAUAUAUAUAUAUAUAUAUACAGAAUAUAAAUAUAUAUUAAUACAGAUUUUAAAAGAGAUAAAGCCUAUGUACCUGGUCACGGAGCAAGGCUGUCCACUCUGCUGCCUGAUGGAGAAGUGUUUCUGCCCUGGUCCAAGAGCAUCUGGAAUCGAAGCUCCAGUGACUGCAGUGGGGGCCUACCCACUCCUCACCCUAAGCCCACCCCCUUGCUGGCAGGCCAAAACCACCCCAGAACAAGAGCAGUUGAGAACAAAACACCCUGCCCCUGCUUGGUUUUCUUGGGACACUGGUACGUACGAUGCUACUGAACAUCGAGCCCGGAGCUCAAGCUCACCCUGGCCUCCUAAUUGAAGGGGAUGCCAGGCUUUGAAGAGGGUGGGCUCUGAGGGCGACCUGGCGCCAUCACAAGAAUGGGCUGGACUGCAGCUUUACCAGAGAGAGGACUUUCAAACUGCUAAGCCCAGCUGGGGGGAGUGGGAAGACAGUGCAUUGUUACUGAGGACCCUGGAGGGCCUCUUCCCUACUUCCCCUGAUGCCCUCAAUUCCUGCUGGUCAGGGUCCCCUUUCUCAUUUCUCAUUUGUCUGUGGCCCCCAGCCUUGGGAUCUCAGCUUCUCUUCCUUGUUCCUCUCAGGCUGUUCCCUCAGGCUGGAGCUCUGUGCAUAGCUGUUUGCCCCCUCUGGGCCCCUCCUAGACCUCUCUUGUCCUUUGCCAGCCCCAUCCCUUCUCUCCACAAUCCAGGUGGGCUUUCUGUUAGCCAACGUGCCCAUCUAGCCAAGUAAUGCCAUCCUGGCCCGAGCUAAGGGAGUUAAAAUUUAUUUUCAAGCCACUGAUGUUAUUUCCCUCUAGUGGAGACCCCAGCUUCUGAUCUUGUUCAUCCCAGGCUGGCCCAAAGAGGCCAUUCAGCCUCAGAGGAGGGACUGGGCCUAGAGGGAGGGGUCCCUGGGGAAUUCAGUGUGCUUCUAUCAGAUUCUGGGAAAGCCUAGGUCAGGGAGAGGAUCCCAGAGCAGAAUAUGACACAGGUCAGGGGAAGAGACUGCAGGUUUUUCUGUCUGGUCUAGCACACUCUGUCAAAGUGGAGCUUAGUGAAUUAUCCAAAUGGUGAGCCUUUGUGUGCAAACAGCCCUGCCUGCUUGGGGAGAGCUGGGGUCUGGAUGAAGGGUGGGGGGACUGUAGAAGGAACAGGGACAGCUGCUUGGGGACAGGCUAACUUCCCCUUCCUGCCAAUGGAGGGAUGCAGGGAUUUGAUCGGGUUCCGGGUGUCUCGAGCUCCUCUCAGUACCUUCCUAUGGCUCCUAUCUCCACUGGCACCACACCAGAGGCCAAGACCUCUCUGGCCUGCUCCCCCCGGGCUCUGCUGGCCAGUCCAGAGGUUGGAGGGAGGGAGGAGUUGCCGGACCUUUAUUCUCAGGAAAUAGAGGAUAGGCCUGAACAGGAUAGCUAAACACCCCUGCAAGUUGGCCGGGAAGGCAGUUUAAUUUAUCUAAUUUAUUCUCUUUUUUCUAAUUUAUUUAAUUUUAAUCUGUCCUGGGAGAGAAGGGGCCCUGGCUUCAGAGGGAGGUACUGAGCUGAACUAGAGCUAGGAACAAGGGAGAUAAGGUGGAAGGAAGAAGAGACCUAGGAGAAUUUGAGUAUGCACUAAAAGGAGUUUUUUUGGGGGGGUGGGCGGUGCUAGGGAUCGCUGAGGACAAUCUGAACCAUGGGUUCAAUGUCAUGAUGGACCAGCUGCCUAGGUUUGGGAAGCCAGACCCUGCCCCCACCUCACUGGCCAUGCCUCCAGGCACCACGACAGACUGUGGUGGCAAUGCUUUACUCUGGACCUGAAGCUCCAUAGUGGUUGAAAAGCAGGAGGCAGUGAUUGGUCUCCUCUUUCCCUUGCCCAAAAAAUCCAGCAGAAAGACUGUGGUGGGGGGAUCUGACCCUCUGGGUCUACCUGUCCAAGUUAUCCGAUGCUCCCUUCUCCCAGAAUCACACACUGGCCAGAGAGUAAAACCAAGAAAAUUAACAGUCUGUACUUUAGCUUACUGGUGGGAGCCUACGUCUAUAGCUGGCUUGCAAGGCGGGAUCAAAACAAUGGCCUCUUUUUUACCUAAGAAACUCUUUAAAGUAGCCUGGCAUUGAGUCACUCUCUCUGGGCAAGUAAAAUGUUUGCUGAGUGAGCACAAAGAAUGCUGGUUUCAGGCAGCCCACCGCAUACCUCCUGGCAGGUGGGUUGGCUGGUGAGAUGUUCCUGGUGGACUAGGACCCCUUUGUAGGAUUGCUUUAAAGACUCAGGCUAUGAAAGAGAUCCAGCAAGGUCCCGAAGGUUUCUUGCCUCCUCACUGGGUGGCUGCCUGGACUCUUUUGAAAGGUGCUUCUUCACCAGGACUUUUUGUGAGUUUGGAGUCAGGGUGGGAGCUUUGGCUCCACCAGUCAACCUCCUCUAGAAACAGCCCAUCCUGCUGCAGCCUCUCCUAUACCCCACCUGUCCAUCUGUCCCUCAGACCCCCAACUUGCUGUUGCUUUUAUGGAAACCUGGCCCUGGAUCUGUGUGAACUGUGAAAUCUGUGCUGUGAGCUGAGUGGGGCAGCAUUUUCCAACAUGGUCUGGGAGCACAAAGUGGUUCAGGUGCUAGCCUGGGACUUUGGGGCUGAGCAAGGGGCCAAGAGAUGGGGUGGGGGGAGGUGGAGAAUCCUGUGGCUACUCAGGCCUGGCGUGGGGUGUUUCAGGCAGCUGCUAGCAAUCAGGUGAGGGGAAUGGGGUGGGGAUCUUAGACCAUGCUGCUGUUUGGGUGUGUCCCUCUGUGCCAUAUCGUGCCCCUUUUUGAGAAGUGCAUGUUGACCCAAACCACUCCAGUCCUCCGACUGCCCUACCUGCACUCUCCUCUCCCAACCCUGCCUCCCCAGCAGGGAGUGCAUGAGGGAGAGUCAGCUUUGGGGAUUCCCCAAAGCUUUUCCUCCUGUCCUCCUCCUCCUCCUCCCUGCCAGCCCCCUCCUGAAGUCUCCCCUCACCGUGUCUCAACUAUGAGACAAUCACCCCCUCCUCCCUCCGAGUAGGCCCACUCCCUCCCACCCAGGAUUUCCUUCCAGGAAGACAUUCUUGGCCGAAGGGGCUGUUUCCUUGAAGAUCAGGUUUUAACAGCUUUCUUUUGAUGGAAGUGUCAAUUGGCACACUUCUACUUCGUGAGCUCCUUUCUCUGCCCCUCUCUGCCCAUCCUGUUACCUCAAUGACUCCUUCUGGAAAAACCCGCAUCCUGGAUGUGAGUGCUCAACUCUGGGUCUCUGGGCUGGGUGGGAGCACUUGGGGUCUUGGGCCCAGUCUUCUUGGGACCAGUGUCGCGGCUGCUAACUUGAAGCGACUCUCUCUGAUGAAGGCCUCCUUCCCUCCAUGUGAAAGCUUUCACCUCAUUACCCCAACUUCUUCACUCCUCUCCAAUACAACGUGGCGCUCAAGGCCCUCACCCCUCCAAACCCCCCACUCUGGGGGAAGGAAGGGGCAGCAGAUAGAAGAUCAGGGAGAUACCCAGCUGAGCAACUCACCUUGCAGUGGGUUGCUGGCUGCAAAAACCAGGGGCAGAAUUUUCCAGGGAAUUUGCACAUCUUCAAGCCCCGCAACCCCCCAGAACUCCCAGGAUCUGGACGGAUCAUGCUCCCCAACCCCAGCUACUCUGUCCUACUCUUCCUUGGCUCUGCAGUAGGGGAGAGGGGAGAGGCCAAGGGCCACAGUGGACCCUGCCGAGGUGGUUUUGAACCCUAAAGCCAGGUUGCACACGGAAGGGAACAAGGCCAAUUGGGUUGAUGUUGUUUGACUACCUGAGCUUGGCUCAAUACCUGUAUUAGCCUGGUGCUGUGCGCUAGGUGGGAUAAACGUGAAACUUACCGCUAGAACCUAGGAACUCUAAAGGCUCCCAAGCCACAUCUUAUUGUAAAGUAGCUAGAGCCAUGAAAGUCUCUUCUGAAUUAAAAGAAAAAAAGGAUUGAAAUGGUA